Effrenium voratum is the source of this 585-nucleotide messenger RNA. The record is from the annotation of a GenBank genome assembly. NCBI's taxonomy places the organism in Eukaryota, Dinophyceae, Suessiales, Symbiodiniaceae.
AUGCAUGAGGAGUACUGCUCCCACUUUAGGCCGGAGGCCGCGAGUGCGGCCUGGGAGGAGCUGGAGCCGCGGGCCCUGGCGCGGCUGCUGGCGGAGGAGCUGCGGCAGGAGGCGGUGGAGGGCUUCGUGGACGUGGGAAGCGGACUGGGGAAGCUGGUGGUACUGGCAGCAGCAAUCACGCCUGCGACUUGCUGGGGCAUCGAGCUGAGCCCCGUGCGCGCCGCGGAGGCCCGGCGCGCCUGGGCGCAACUCCAGAGCGAAGCGGACGCGGCUUUGCCCUGGACCCGGCGGGUGAGGCUGCUGCAGGGCAGCUGUCUGAAAGACCUCCCCGCGGAGGCGCUGGAGGCCUCGCACUUCCUCUUCACCAUGCGCCGCGUCGGCAAACUGCCCCGGGGCACGCGCCAGGUGUCGGAGCGCUUCCUGGACCUCCUACAGCAGUGCGCAGCCAAGGAGCGCGUGCUGUUGUCUGUGGGCAAACGUCUGGAGCCCCGCGAUGGGCUGGAGCACGUGGAUGCUUGUUUCCUGCGAGCUGAGUGGUCAGAUGAGGAGGACGUAUUGAUUCACCGCUACAUUCUGUCGAGGUAG